Micropterus dolomieu (smallmouth bass) is the source of this 1475-nucleotide messenger RNA. RefSeq lists its product as uncharacterized. NCBI's taxonomy places the organism in Eukaryota, Metazoa, Chordata, Actinopteri, Centrarchiformes, Centrarchidae. The coding region runs from base 1 to 912 and encodes 303 amino acids. The record is from RefSeq and is a predicted model, not a curated record. The transcript has 8 exons.
AUGACUGUUCAUCUCAGCUUUCUUCUCAUCCUCACUGGACUCACAGGAAUUUGUAGCAUGACUACAAUCAGUCAAGUAUCAGUGAAGGCUGGAGAUUCAGUCACUAUCCCAUGUCUCUAUGACUCACAAUACAUGAACAACGUGAAAUACUUGUGUGAAGGAUAUUAUUGGUCCUACUGCUCAUAUGCAGUUAGAACAAACCAGCCAAAUUCAGGAAGGUUUUCAAUCUCUGAUGAUAAAAGCAGAAGAAUCUUCACUGUAACUAUAAAAGAUCUGACAGAAAGGGACAAAUAUUACUGGUGUGCUGUGGAGAUUGAUGGAGGGUCAGAUGUUGGAGAGUAUUUUCAUCUGUCAGUCACAACAGGUACACCCAGUCUCUAUGUGAAUCGUCUGGGGAUUACAGGACUUAAUGGACAAAAAAUAACCAUCAAUUGUAACAGUAACAGUCACUCUGGAGAAAUAAAGUGGUGCAGGCUGGGCAGAUCCUGUGUAGCAGAUCAGUCUGGAUCAAUAGAUGGAACAAGUGUGACCAUCAGUAAAAGUGUCCCUAAUGUUUUCACUGUGACUAUGAGUGGACUGAGGACAGAGAGCAGCGGCUGGUAUUAUUGUGUCAAAGGAGACUUUCAGAUGCCGGUGCAUUUAACUGUUACUGAGCAACCUACCUUUAGUAAGUACUCAACAAGACAUUUAACCACAUUGUCACCCACUCCUGAACAUGUGAGUCACUCCUCUGUCUUUGCAAGCGACACACACACAGCUCAGGAUGGACACCAAAACCCUUUCAGUUUCUUGAAGAGCUUCAUCAUCCGCGUGAGCUUGUUGAUCUUUGUAAUGGUGACCUUGUUCAUCUGGUUUAUGUUCAAAAGAUACAAGCAGACCAAGGUAGAAUCAUUCAAUCAGGCACAACAAUGACUGAAGAGGAAGUAAAAUACAUUUAAAAAAACUUCAGGUUAGUGGUCGCAUGCAGAGAUUGAUGUGGAAGGAAUAUAAUAUUCUGUGGUAGGCGACAGACAAAGGGACACUUAUCACAUAUUGUAGUUCUAUAUUUUGUGCAGACCAUGUUGUUAGGCGUGUCACCAAGUCAAAAUGUGCCCCUUAAUUGAGUCACUUCCAAACUUGCAGUAUUUUUGCUUUGCAAUACAUAGUUUCUUUGUUCUUCCUUCCUCAUUUUUUUGUUUGUUGUCUAACAUGUUGAAAAGAUGUAGGUGUUAUGUACGCUUGCAUGUUGUCUCAGCACCAAGUUUGUUUGUUUAGUUUUUUCACCAUGCAUUUGUAGCUACCUCUUCAUAACUGCAAAACAUUACAAAGAAGCACUGACUUGGUUGUUUGACAAGGGCAAUAACAAGUCAAGCUUACACCCAAUAUAUGUAUAUUGGUUUCCUUGUUCUUAAUUCACAAUAAUAUAAUUCUGAUUUCUAUUUUCAGGAUGCUUAUAAACUCAGUAUACUAGGCACAGAUUAUAAUUAAUAUUUUUG